Aphis gossypii (cotton aphid) is the source of this 1278-nucleotide messenger RNA. Its product is annotated as DNA-binding protein Ets97D-like. Lineage: Eukaryota; Metazoa; Arthropoda; Insecta; Hemiptera; Aphididae. The coding region runs from base 303 to 1076 and encodes 257 amino acids. Gene Ontology annotation, molecular function: DNA-binding transcription factor activity, RNA polymerase II-specific; sequence-specific DNA binding. The transcript has 3 exons. Gene Ontology annotation, biological process: cell differentiation; regulation of transcription by RNA polymerase II. Gene Ontology annotation, cellular component: nucleus. The record is from RefSeq and is a predicted model, not a curated record.
AUUAAUAGGUAUAUUAUUAUAAAAUUAAAAAUUGUAUAAUAGUAUAAAAUAUCUUCAAACUAUUUUAUAACUAUUUAUUUAUUUUUGUAUUUUUGCAAAUUUAAUUAUGUAGUAUCUAUUAUGUAUACUUGUGAAUAACUGUUUAUAGAAGUCUGUGUAUAAUAAUUCUAUAUUAUUAUUUAUGACUGAAAGACAUACAUGCACAGAACAAGUCAGUUCAUCAAUAAAUACAGAUUAUAAUAUAAUAUUAUAUUAUAUAAAUGAAACAUCAGCUGUAAUAGAAUAAUCGAUCAAAUCCAUGGAUGGAGUCUGCAGAGUGGCAUGAGACUGUUUUUGUGAUUGGUAAAAGAACAAAUGAAGGAACAUUUGAUGUUGAAAAUUGCAAAGUGUUUGAUAAAAACGGUUAUCGUUGGAUUGUUGAGCAAGAGUUUUAUAAAAGAUUAGAAAUACCUGAAGAUCCAGGUAAAUGGGAUCAAGUGCAAGUUCAUACUUGGAUGCAAUGGGCUAAAAAUGAAUACAAUUUAACUAAUUUAAAUAUUACUGGAUUAACAAUAAAUGGGAAACAGUUAAUAUCAGAUAAUUUUUGUUGGAAUAUUGCUGGUUUGGAAAACAAAUCAUCAAAUGAUGAUUUUUGGACACACGUUUGUCUGCUUAAAACUAUGCACAAAGUAUACAUUAAACAAAAUGAUGAAGAAUGCAUUGAUAUAUGUAUAAUUUUAAAUUAUAAAAAUAAAAUGCAUUUAAAUUCAGAUUUUAAUCAUGGUAUAGAAAUUUGGCAAUUUUUACUAAAUUUAUUAACAGAUAGUGAAUAUCAAAAUGUGAUUGAAUGGGUCAAUAAUGAAGGAACAUUCAAAAUAAUAAAACCAAAUACCGUUAGUAUUAUGUGGGGUUUGAUUAAAAACAAUUGGAGAAUGAACUAUAGUAAAAUGGCUGCAGCAUUAAGAUACCAUUAUGGAAAAGGCAUUUUAGAACGAGCCAAGGGAAAACAUGUAUAUAAAUUUGCUGGUGAUAUAAAAUCUAUGAUUGGAUAUAAUCCUAUGGAUAUGAAGAGUAUGUUUCAACAAGAAUCUAUUUAAGGUACAUAAUAAUUGUAUUAUAUUAAAAAUUAAAAAUUGUAUUGCCUAUGCUGGUUCUCAUAAAAAACUUAUUCAUUUAAUGGUUCACUAAAAUUUGAAUGGACUGAUCAUGGUUUACUUAAUUAUGUUUAAAGAACCACUGGACUACAACUGAUUCAUUAAUUUUUUGGUGAAACAAAUAAACAAUCAUUUAUGCAACUUA